UUCAAAAUAAAGUACAUUCUUAAAUGUAUUAUAAGAUCAAUCAUUGUGUAAACUAAUAUUACUAAGUUUGUAUUAGAGGUCAUUUGUACUUAACGUUUGUCAAUAUAAAAAAGUAACCAAAAUGUUUAUUAUCGUAUCCGAACAUUAACAAUAUGGCUAAUAUUUGACAGAUUCAUUUAUCUUUAUUGGUUCAAGCCAGCCACAAUUGGGCUUAUUACACAAUUGAUAUGUAGAAGUUGUAAAUUGUUUUACACCCGGAAUAGUGUCUUUAAAAGGACAUUGCACCCAUGAAUUUGUUAAUGAUCGUGACAGUUUGUUUAUACUUAGGAGCUUUUCUAAGAUUUUCUAUUUACCAUCGUGUAACAAAUUAUCGGGAGUGAAUCGUUUAAGAUGGACAGAAUUACAGACGUAUUCUCUGCAACCCACAUGAUACGAACGAAACCUGAGAGGAUGAGGUGAAUUCAAUCGACUUUGUAUUCCGGAGAAAAAUAAUGCCUUCGAGCGGAUCAGCAAAAGUGCCCAAGGUAGACAGGUCCACAAGUCCUCUGCCACAUAAGCCCGUGAAUCCUGUCCAAGAAUUAAAAGCUCUUUUCGCUGAACCACCCACGAGAGUGUCAAAUGGCAGCAAAGAACAAGAUUUUCGUUUCGAGGCAAUUCAAUGUUUACAAUCUUCCGCUGUCAAAGAGACCAAACAGCUACCGGAUCGAGGAACCUGGAGUAGCAAGGUUGAAUUCAUCCUAUCCGUAAUAGGACUGGCAAUAGGCUUAGGAAACUUAUGGCGAUUUCCUUACCUUUGUUACAAAAAUGGUGGCGGUGCUUUCAUGGUGCCUUACUUUAUCGCUCUCGCACUUGCCGGCGUACCCAUGUUCCUCAUGGAAUUGUCUUUAGGACAAAUGAUGACGAUAGGCGGACUGGGUGUAUUUAAGAUAGCUCCAAUUUUCAAAGGUAUUGGAUACGCUACCUGUGUAAUUUCUUGUUGGACGAACGUUUAUUACAUUAUUAUCCUGGCAUGGGCGCUUUUCUACUUUUUAGUUUCCUUACGAUUCGAUGUACCGUGGAGAACAUGUGGUAAUCCCUGGAACACGCGUUACUGUCUCACCCCUACGGAACGUUUAGAAGCGUUGUGUUGGCCCGAAAAUGGGGAUACUAUAUGUUCUACAUCGAUCGGUAAUUUGAGUCAUGCAUUGCUACAGGAUCCGGUAAAAGAAUUUUGGGAACGACGUACUCUUCAAAUUUCCGACGGUAUAGAAAACGUGGGUUCGAUAAGAUGGGAACUGGCGGGUACAUUGGCUGUCGUGUGGAUCCUGUGUUAUUUUUGUAUCUGGAAAGGCGUGAAAUGGACAGGAAAAGUCGUUUACUUUACGUCGUUAUUCCCAUACGCGUUGUUAGCGAUUUUAUUAGUAAGGGGACUUACGCUUCCAGGGGCAAUGGAAGGUUUACGGUAUUAUGCAACACCGAACCUCUCGAAACUUGGCGAUCCUGAGGUAUGGAUAGAUGCAGUGACGCAAAUAUUUUUUUCUUAUGCGUUGGGUUUGGGUGCUUUGGUUGCCCUUGGAAGUUACAAUAAAUUUAACAACAACGUUUACAAGGAUGCACUCAUUGUUUGUACAGUAAAUUCAUGUACCAGUAUGCUUAGCGGUGUCGUUAUAUUUUCUGUGGUUGGGUUUAUGGCUCAUGAACAACAGAAACCCGUUGCGGAUGUAGCUGCCUCUGGUAAUUACUUCUACUACUUUAUUACGAAUCAACUUUUAUUAUCUCCUUUGCUUUUAAUCGUUUUAUUAGGUCCAGGACUAGCUUUUCUGGUUUAUCCUUCUGCAGUUCUGGAAUUACCAGGUUCAUCAAUUUGGUCUUGCUUAUUCUUUUUCAUGCUUAUCCUUAUUGGCUUGGACAGUCAGUUUUGUACAGUUGAAGGCUUUAUAACUGCCGCAGUAGAUGAGUGGCCACGACUCCUCAGAAAACGAAAAGAGAUAUUCGUUGCAAUUGUGUGCCUUAUCUCAUAUCUUAUCGGCCUUAGCUGUGUAACAGAAGGAGGAAUGUAUGUAUUUCAACUCCUAGAUUCGUAUGCUAUAAGCGGAUUUUGCCUCCUCUUUUUAAUAUUUUUUGAAUGCAUCUCUGUUUCCUGGGCAUUUGGCGUAAAUCGUUUUUAUGAUGGCAUUCGCGACAUGAUUGGUUAUUAUCCAUGUUAUUGGUGGAAGAUAUGUUGGACGGUUACUACCCCUGCUGUUUGUGUGGGAGUCUUCAUUUUUAACAUAAUCAAAUUUGUCCCUGUGAAAUACCUUACAUAUGAGUAUCCAUGGUGGAGUCACUUGUUAGGAUGGCUUUGUGGUCUUUCCUCUAUGUUAUGUAUUCCUGGGUACAUGAUUUACAUCUGGUGUACAACGUCUGGAACUACCUCUGAAAAAUUCCGAAAAUUAGUGAGAAUAGACGAUGACAUUGCCACUUUACGAAUGAAAUUAAAUCCGACGAAAGCUGUUGCCAUUAAUACAGAACUUGAACUAUGAUUGUGUCAAUGUACUUUGGUUUAAGAACAAUUAAUGCUGCAUGUGUGUUCUUUCAAAGUAUGACUGAGAAACAUGAUUUCAUACGUUGAACAAUAUCAUAUCCCAUACUCAUAUAAUCAUUUAUCAUAAACAGUAAACAAUUGUUUGAAACAUAAAAUGAAAAACAUUGGCAAAUAAUGAAAUGUAAAAAAACGAAUGUAAGACAGAAGAAACUUCAUAAAAAUAUUCAAUUAAAAUGUAAUUAAAAUAAAAUAAAUACUUUUAUUUAUCAUACAUUAUACAAUAUCAGACUUGCCUACAUUUUGAUUAAUGCAGUAAUAAAAUUUGUAACUGAAAAAA
Molecule: messenger RNA, 2840 nt
Organism: Megachile rotundata (alfalfa leafcutting bee)
Lineage: Eukaryota; Metazoa; Arthropoda; Insecta; Hymenoptera; Megachilidae
Gene: Gat-1B
Product: GABA neurotransmitter transporter-1B
Biological process (GO): sodium ion transmembrane transport; amino acid transport; nitrogen compound transport
Cellular component (GO): plasma membrane; neuron projection
Molecular function (GO): gamma-aminobutyric acid:sodium:chloride symporter activity
Source: RefSeq, a predicted model, not a curated record